Molecule: messenger RNA, 1806 nt
Organism: Thermothelomyces thermophilus ATCC 42464
Lineage: Eukaryota; Fungi; Ascomycota; Sordariomycetes; Sordariales; Chaetomiaceae
Exons: 2
Coding region: 340-1617 (425 amino acids)
Biological process (GO): translational initiation; formation of cytoplasmic translation initiation complex; formation of translation preinitiation complex
Cellular component (GO): cytosol
Molecular function (GO): GDP-dissociation inhibitor activity; translation initiation factor activity; eukaryotic initiation factor eIF2 binding
Source: RefSeq, a predicted model, not a curated record
GACACAAUCCCCCGCUCGAGCUGCGUCCAUUUCGCAUAGCGCGGAAACCCUGUAGUCCCAACAGUUCCGACGGUUGAAGGACCUCCGAGUCGUCGUCUUUCAGCGUUAAUGCACGCCACCGACUGCCGCCAGGUCUACCCUAUGUCCACGCCUCUCGCACCGUACUGACGCCCCCGUCCCGCUACGCCUCUCGAAACCUCUCGUCAAGAGCCUCUCUCGCCUUGCUUAGAGUUCUGCCUGCUCUCGCAACGCCUUCAGAACUCACGCCAGAUCCAAGAUCUCUCGUCCACGCCGAGUAACUAGUCCACAAGUUAUCGUCAAUUCGCCAACACCGCAACCAUGGCUGCCCUCGUCAACGUCCGUCGCGAUGUCAGCGACCCUUUCUAUCGCUACAAGAUGGAGCGCCUCCAGACCAAGAUUGAAGGCAAGGGCAACGGUAUCAAGACCGUCGUCGUCAACCUGAGCAGCGUUGCGCAAUCCCUAGCUCGCCCGGGCUCCUACCUGAUCAAGUACUUCGGCUUCGAGCUUGGCGCCCAGACCAACCUCGACCCCGCCGAUGAUCGCUGGAUCAUCAACGGCGCCCACGAGGCCAGCAAGCUUCAGGAGCUCCUCGACGGCUUCAUCACCAAGUUCGUCCUCUGCAAGAAGUGCAAGAACCCCGAGACCGACGUCCACAUCAAGGACGGUCGCAUCCUGCUCGACUGCAAGGCCUGCGGCCAGCGCUCCGACGUUGACCUGCGCCUGAAGCUCAGCGGCUUCAUGCUCAAGCACGUGCCCAAGAAGACCAAGAAGGACAAGGCGGAGCGCCGUGCUGCCCGCAAGGCCAAGCAGAACGGCAAGACCGAGGAGAACGGUUCCGGAGGCGACGAGAACUCGGACCAGGCUACCCCGCCGGCCGACCACAAGGGUAUCGAGAGCGACGACGACGCCCUGACCCGCAAGAUCAAGAGCGAGGCGCACGUUCUCGAGAACAAGGAGGUCGAGGUCAAGGACGACGAAUGGGCUGUGGACAUGAGCGAAGAGGCCGUCAGGGCCCGCCAGCAGCAACUCCCCGGCGAGUUCAAGCAGAAGCUAGCUCUCAACGGCGACGAGGAGGACGAAGAGGGCGAGGGCGGUGGCAACACCGUCUACGACCAGCUGGGCACCUGGAUCCAGGAGGAGGCCGAGAAGAAGGGCGGCAUUAACAACGUUGAAGACAUCGACAUCUACGUCAAGGCAAAGGAGCUGGGCAUCGAGGCCAAGCACCGCACCAUCCUCGUCUUGGUGCAGACCAUCUUCGACGAGAACAUCACCAGCCAGAUCAGCAAGCGUGCUCCGAUGCUGAAGAAGAUGAUCACGUCUGAGCGUCACGAAAAGGCCCUCCUCGGCGGCACCGAGCGUCUCAUCGGCCAUCUCAGCGGCGAGCACCCGGAAAUGUUCGACAAAGUUGUCAAGAUUCUGCAGCUCUACUACCACCACGACCUCGUUUCCGAGGAGGUCGUCACCAAGUGGGGUUCCAAGGCUUCCAAGAAGUAUGUCGACCUGUCCAUCUCCAAGAAGGUCCGCAAGGCGGCCGAGCCCUUCAUCAGGUGGCUUCAGGAGGCCGAGGAGGAGUCCGAUGAGGAGGAUGACGAGUAAGCCCGGGGCUACAUAUCUCGGUAUCCGAUCCGGUCCGUUUUCGGUAGGGGUUCGUUCCUUGAUGCAUCCAGAUUGCUAUUUUGCAUUUUCGUCUGCUUUGUAGUGAGGAGGUUCGAAGGGGGAUUCAGCAGAAGACUCGCCUCUCUUGAUCAUGGCUUGAAUCUUGAAUCUUGCGGUUGUCCUAGCAAA